Messenger RNA from Macrosteles quadrilineatus (aster leafhopper), 669 nucleotides. Its product is annotated as cuticle protein 5-like. The coding region runs from base 10 to 603 and encodes 197 amino acids. Lineage: Eukaryota; Metazoa; Arthropoda; Insecta; Hemiptera; Cicadellidae. The transcript has 2 exons. The record is from RefSeq and is a predicted model, not a curated record.
AGUUAUACGAUGAACACUGUUCUGAGUUUGAUGCUUGUUGCUGCCUUGUACGCCCAGAGUGUGUACUGCAGCUACUACCACGGUCCCACCGCCAAGCCUGUCGUCCUCCACAACGGCUACCUGGCAGACACUCAUGAGGUAGCAGCAGCCAAGAACGCUCAUCUCGCCGCUCUAGCCAAGGAAUCUCACUACGGAGGAGACUACGUAUACGGUCACGGCCAGGAAUACAGUGGUUCUUACAGGUAUGACGGCCAUCAUGGAGACAUAAGGUACCACGGACCUACCGCCAUCCCACACGUCCUGCAUGACGGACACAUUGCAGACACUCACGAGGUGGCUGCUGCUAAGGCUGAGCAUUUCGCCGCUGUAGCCAAGGCCAAGGCUCAUGGAGGCUACGGUGACUACUACAGUGGCAGAUACGCCUCAGACUACGGCACCGACCAUGGACACUCCCAUCAUGUGGUGUCUUACCACGGACCCCUCGCCAAGCCCGUGGUGCUCAUGUCUGGAUACCUGGCAGACACUCACGAGGUCGCUGCCGCCAGGGAACAUCAUCUGCAGACUUUUUAUCGAGUUGAACCAAAGUAUUACAAAAACUACUAAUUGCUUUCAUGUUUUAGUAAUAAUGUAAUGUGACUGUGAUAAAUAAUAAUGUUCUGUAUCUCUUGA